AUGUCAGACGACAUGGAAGAGGUUUUGGAGAGGCAAGAGCAAGAAAGGCGAGCAAGAAUGCGUAGAAGAGCUACAAGCAAAAGGGUGCAGAGAGAACUAGAUGAGCAACUUGGUGUGGCCGUUGCUUUGCUGGAGGAAGAAAACCAGAGCUGCCGUGGUUCACGAGAAGGUCGGGCACCAAAUGUGGACAGACAUAGACAUUCUCGGGGUAAGAAUCUUAUGGAAGAUUAUUUUAUCCCACAAUCUCUGUACUCUGAUGUUCAUUUUCGAGCAAGAUAUAGAAUGCAACCCUAUUUGUUCAACAAAGUCAUGCAUGAUAUUUGCAAUUAUGAUGACUACUUUGUUCAAAAGAAAAAUUGUGCUGGAAAUUUGGGGCUUCUUCCCGAGCAAAAGUUCACAACUGUGAUACGAAUGUUGGCGUAUGGGUCAUCUGCUGAUCAGGUGGAUGAGAUUGUCAGGAUGGGGAAGUCCACUAUUUUGGAGAGCUUGGUGCGAUUUUGUGAUGCAGUGGAAACUCUGUACACCAGGGACUACCUGCGCAGACCUACGCCCAGGGACCUGCAACGGCUUCUACAAAAAGUUGAGUCUCGUGGAUUUCCUGGGAUGAUUGGUAGUAUUUACUGCAUGCACUGGCAAUGGAAAAAUUGUCCAACUGCUUGGCAAGGGGAUUAUAGCAAUUGGAAAGGGCAAAAAAGCAUCAUCCUCGAAGCAGUUGCUAGUUUUGAUACACAGGUUCGGCACGCCUUCUUUGGAGUUGUCUGCUCUCAAAAUGAUUUGAACAUCCUGGGUCAAUCCUCGGUGUUCAAUGAUGUUUUGAGAGAUGAAGGCCCAACUAUCACAUAUCAAAUUAAUAAUACCGUCUACCAGAACGGGUAUUAUCUAGCUGAUGAGGGGUACAGAAAAGAUGUGGAAAGGUGUUUUGGUAUCCUUCAAGCUCGGUGGGUAAUUAUCAGGGGCGCGGCGCGUCUAUUUGAUGAGGAGGUCCUUAGGAGUAUAAUGAUGACUUGUAUCAUCCUCCACAACAUGAUUGUGGAAGAUGAGUAUGAUUACAAUGCUGAUGAAGUGUAUGAACCAGAUCCCAUGAACACGGCCUUGACACGAAUUUAUGAAAAACCUAUGGGGCCAAAUGGAGAACCAGUGCAGCAUGAUCCGUUAGUUAGAGACGGUAGUUUCAUGCAUCGUAUGAUUGAGCGCUACACGGAGAUGCAAUCGUCGUAUAUUCAUGAACACCGUCAAGUUGACUUGAUGGAGCAUUUGUGGGCGGUGAAAGGCAAUGAAGGACAAUGA
This is a messenger RNA of Prunus armeniaca (apricot), 1287 nucleotides long. Lineage: Eukaryota; Viridiplantae; Streptophyta; Magnoliopsida; Rosales; Rosaceae. The record is from the annotation of a GenBank genome assembly.